AGACGCUUCUCAAUUGUGAGAUUACAUUCACAAAGGAAACUGGUAACGCUAAGAAAAUAUUAAUUGCGCGUUCGCUUCUCUCAAUCCAUAAAUGCUGACUUAAAUUUGUGGCGUUUUCAACUUGUUUGCCUCUAAUAUUAUAAUCAUGAGGGAGUAAGGAAUUAACAUUUGACGGUACAUGGAGCUUGUUCAUUUCCACAAACGCUUCUGACUUUUCCAAUGAAAUGGCGUCACAUCUGGAACACUUUCUCUCUUUUUGAAUUCCAAAUGUUGAAAAUACGAACGAGAUCAGGUAGUAAAGCUGGCACUUGGAGAGCCUUUAAACAUCAGGAGCGGGUGCUGAACAUGUCCAUGCAGCUGUUUUCACACAGUCUCUAAAUGAGUGCUUUCUGGAGUUAAUGGCCAAGUUUUCGCAACACCAAUGAAUGAUUGGAGUGGAGACGAAUGUCUGGAAGAUGCAAUAGCUGAAUAGGAUAGGAACUAGGAAGGGCAAUGAAUGCAAAAAUAUGGAAUUGGAAACGUUCCUUACGCAUUGUGCGCUGGACUAAAAACGCAUCCACGACUUUACCUGUGCGUCCCAAAUGAAAAAAGUUGUGAGUCGGUAGGCGGCGCACGUUCAUACCUAUGCUUUUCACUUCCUUACUUAAUUUUAACAGAAGACAAAUGCUGGAAGAAGACGGGGUCGUCGGCACUGGCCAACACGAUCUGCUGAAUCACAACUCUUUCAGUCUGUGGUUCCAGCCAUGAUUCAGGCUACCUUUCGGUUCCAGACCCAGCUUUUUAAAGCUGAUUGUUCAUAGAAGGAGUGAAUGUGGACAAUUAUGUUAGUUCCGUGGCAACACACUAAAGAAGAAUUUGUAACUAUAUUUUUUUGGAAUAGCAUGAGAUUUUUCUGAUCCUCACCACAGAGUCAAGAUAUCGACCAUUCCCUGAGGGUGAUCUACAUAACUAUAGGUUAAAUCGAUCGUAAAUAAUGAUGAAGAUAAGUCGGCAAUUCACUGUUUAUGGAAGUGCCAUAUUCUGUGUUGUCAUCUUCUCAUUGUACCUGAUGCUGGAUCACCUGCAAUUAGACCAUACCAAAAGUCCAAACAAUGGUGGGGAUAGAUUGCAAAAUGGCCAGUUGUCCAUCCUCCAGGAUAAGAUUGACAGCUUGGAGAGACUACUGUCAGAGAACAAUGAGAUCAUAGCCAACAUCAGGGACUCUGUGAUCAACCUGAAGGAGUCGGUCAAGGAUGGCCGAGGGGGUCCUGACGGCGGGAACAUGAGCCAAGGGCCCUACCUAGAACUUCUGGCUUCGCCUUCACUGGUCCUCCAUAUUGACUCCCAAGACUGUCAGUUUGCAGCAAGGGAGUUCUCCAAGCCAGCAGAUGCAGUGCAGUUGCUAGAUGUGUAUGACCUCCUGACCUUUGACAACGCUGAUGGGGGAGUGUGGAAACAAGGCUUUGAUAUCACCUACCAGGAGAAUGAAUGGGACAGUGAGCCACUACAAGUAUUUGUUGUGCCCCACUCACACAAUGAUCCUGGAUGGCUGAAGACGUUUGACGACUACUACCGAGACCAGACCCAGCACAUCCUGAACAACAUGGUGGUGAAACUCCACGAGGACAGCCGCAGGAAAAUGAUCUGGUCCGAGAUCUCCUACUUCUCCAAGUGGUGGGACAACAUCGACGACCAGAAGAGAGAUGCUGUCAAGAGUCUGAUUGAGCAAGGCCAGUUGGAGAUAACAACGGGAGGCUGGGUGAUGCCUGAUGAAGCCAACUCGCAUUACUUUGCAUUAAUUGACCAGCUAUUGGAGGGACACCAAUGGUUGGAGAGAAAUGUGGGAGUGAAACCCCAGACGGGCUGGGCUGUGGAUCCAUUUGGCCACUCCCCUACCCAGGCGUACCUGUUGAAACAAGCUGGCCUGGACAACAUGCUCAUCCAGAGGGUGCACUACUCAGUCAAGAAACACUUUGCCAGUCAGAAGACCCUGGAGUUCUUUUGGAGACAGAACUGGGACCCAGCCUCCAGCACAGACAUUCUAUGCCACAUGAUGCCCUUUUACAGUUACGAUGUUCCCCACACGUGUGGUCCCGACCCCAAGAUCUGCUGCCAGUUUGACUUCAAAAGACUUCCUGGUGGGCGGGUCAGCUGUCCCUGGAGGGUCCCCCCUCAGCCAAUCACGGAUGGGAACGUACAACAGAGGGUUCAGAUACUGCUGGACCAGUACAGGAAGAAGUCUAAGCUGUUCCGAACCAAGGUUGUGAUGGUCCCCCUAGGGGACGACUUCCGCUACACAGAGGCCUUGGAGUGGGACCAGCAGUUCCAGAACUACCAGAAGCUCUUUGACUACAUGAACUCUCAUCUAGAACUACAUGUCAAGGCUCAGUUCGGCACCAUCUCUGAUUACUUCAAUGCUCUUCGUAAGUCGGCCAUACACCCCGGUCACGAUAGUCCCUCUUUACCGGUGGUCAGCGGAGACUUCUUCACAUACGCAGACCGAGAUGACCACUACUGGAGCGGCUACUUCACCUCCCGACCCUUCUACAAACGCCUGGACCGCUUGCUGGAGUCACACCUCAGGGCAGCUGAGAUCCUUUACUCCCUGACCCUGGCUAAUAUUCAGAGGUUUGGGAAGCUGAAUGAUUUCCCAGCUGUGGAGAACAACAGACUGCUCACUGAAGCCAGGAGGAACCUGGGCUUGUUCCAGCACCAUGACGCCAUCACAGGCACCGGCAAGGACUUGGUGGUGAUCGACUACGGUACCAGGUUGUUUCAUUCCAUUUUUAAUUUGAAACAAGUGAUUGUCAACUCCGCUCACUGGCUGGUGCUAAAGGACAAAAGUGCAUACAGUCAUAAUCCGUCAAAGGCCUUUCUUCAAAUGGAUGACAUCCAGCCUGCUCAAGAUGCCCUGCCUCAAAAAACCAUUCUGAAAAUCAGCUCACAGCCUAGGUCUGUGGUCGUCUACAACCCCACGGAGCAGGACCGCACGUCAGUGGUGACCGUGUAUGUGAACACGCCCCACCUGCGUGUGGUCACGGACCACGGUCACCCCGUCCCCGCUCAGGUUAGCGUGGUCUGGGACGACUCCACCACAGCAUCCACAGAGGCCUUCCAGUUGUCCUUCGUAGCUCAGGUGCCAGCGCUGGGUCUUGGGCUGUACCAGUUGAGUACGGCUGCGAGCGGCGGGGCGGAGACGGCGGAGUAUGUCUUCUUCAGGCAAGGCGACAAACUAUCCGUCAACAUGAAGCACUUUACCGUCAACAUCCCCCAGGACGCCACCACCCCCCUCACCAUCCACAACCCCCACCUCCAGGUCUGGAGCUCCCCCACCACCGGCCUGAUGGAGAGACUGAAGCUGAAAGAGGACGGCUCAGAACACCAGAUCAAGGUGGAGUUUGCGUGGUACGGCACAACCAGCAACCGAGAUAAAAGCGGAGCCUACUUGUUCCUGCCCGACGGGGAAGCCAAGAUAUACACUCCCGCCCGGCCUCCAGUGAUACGGGUAACCAAAGGAUCUGUGUUCUCUGAGAUCACCACUAACUUCGAUCACGUGACGCACACUCUACGCCUGUAUAACGUUCAAGGUGUAGAGGGCCAGGCGGUGGAGAUCUGUAACUUGGUAGAUAUAAGGGGGGAGUUCAACCAUGAAAUUGCAAUGAGGUUAACAUCAGAUGUGGACAGCAACGAUCGAUUCUUCACAGACCUCAACGGAUUCCAGAUCCAGCCCAGAAGAACCAUGGCCAAGCUUCCCCUUCAAGCCAACUUCUACCCCAUGACCAGUAUGGCCUACAUCCAGGACCCCGGCACCAGACUGACCCUGCUCACUGCACAGUCUCUGGGCUCCGCCAGCCUGGAGAGUGGCCAGUUGGAGGUGAUUAUGGACCGUCGGCUGAACCAGGAUGAUAACCGCGGGCUGGGCCAGGGUGUUCUGGACAACAAAGUUACUGCCAGCUCCUUCCGCCUGCUCCUGGAGAAGAGGGCCAAGACCGAGGGGGAGAAACCCUCGUCCCUCAGCUACCCGUCUCUGCUGAGUCACGCGUUGUCGCUGUACCUGAACCACCCUCUGAUCUCCAUGGCUGUCAGCACGGAGGCACAGUCCCUGUCCUUGUCCGCCUUCAGCCCGCUGGCCUCAUCCCUGCCCUGUGAUGUCCACUUGGUCAACCUACGCACCAUCCAGUCCAAGGAGGACGGGGGUGGUCCAUCGGACGAGGCGGCUUUGAUUCUGCACAGAAAAGGCUUUGACUGCGCCUUCUCCAAUAGGAACACAGGGCUACUGUGUGCCACCACGCAGGGGAAGAUCCACACGGAGAAACUGUUUUCAGAACUGAGAUUCCAGAGCAUCAUCCCCGUGUCUCUGACUCUGAUGCAUACGACUGAGGGAAGGUGGAGCAGAGAGGAAAUCAGCCUUAAACCAAUGGAGAUCAGCACAUACCGCGUGAAGCUGACAUGAGAGCUGGCCAGAGAGGCUAGUCGGUGACUGCCACGGCACAUGCCCAACAUCCGGCCUCUGUUCCUGUGCCGAAAAACAUUGUCAGCGAGGCUAUGCAGAAGCUUAGGGACAUAGGACAUCCUUGGAACAGACAGAAGGAGGGAAAGAGGAAGAGCGAGAGAAGGAGAGAGGGAGGAGGGGAAGAAAGGAGAGAGGCAGGAGGAGAAGGAAAUGGAACUUGAUUAAGCUUCAUUCUAAAAGUGCAAUAUGAUAUUGUUUGAGUCCAGUAUCCCUAGUUAUCCUGCAGUCUCAGGUUCAGUAUGUGUUGCGAAUGUUUGUGUUGCAAUUUCACUUGAACUCACUCUAUUGAGAAGACCACAGGUCCAGAUUUCCUUUUCCACUAAUAUGUUUUGUACAAUGUGAUUAUUUUUGUUUUACCGAGGUAUGGUUUCAAUCAUAGUGAAUAUUGCUUAAUGUCCUUGGCAUGCCGAAAAAAGAUUUGAAUGCCAACUGAUUCUAAAUAUAUAUUUUUUAAAUAUGUUUAAUUGCAAGUGAGAUUAUGUUUACAUUUUUCCAAAGAGCAAAAAUGUGCCUUAUUUAUCAAUUUCAUAAUGAGCCCAAUGUACAUAUCCUUUAUAUGUUGUUCCGCUUGGAGAAAAAUGUCUGUUACAUUUACAUUUUAGUCAUUUAGCAGACGCUCUUAUCCAGAGCGACUUACAGUUAGUGAGUGCAUACAUUAUUGUUACAAUUUACGAUCGAUGCAAAAUUACUGCAGCUAAUAGUUGAUGUUAUAUAAUUGACAUGUGACAUCACAUUAAUUGAUAUAGGUCUGUUAUUGUGACCUUCAUAUACGUAUUGUAGUGAAUUGUCCCUUUUUUGUUGCUUUACACAGCUAUGCUACUCUUGGUACAGCACACCAGUCAGUCAGAUGUUUUGUUCAAUAAAUGUUCAACGGUCUAUCAAUAAUAAAGCCUUUUAAUCAGUUGCAGUUAAAGGAAAACUGCACUGCGUGUUGACUUGGAAUGUUCACACUGCGUUGAGGUGUUCCUCUCUGGGAAAAUGUCCUAAUUGGAUAUUGAUGAAAAAAACACACCUGUAGCGUUAACUUUCAAGGCCGUUUUCCCAGACAUGGAAAAAUCCUAGUCCUGCAUUAGAAAGCAGAAAAACUUUCAAUGGAAAUGUGUCAUCGAACUCUUUAGUCCAGGACUAGGCUUAAUCUGUGUCCGGGAAACCGUCCCUCAGUGUGGUUUAUUAUAAUCUGCAAUUGAUUGAAUUGGGGCCUACUGCCUAGAUAUCAAACUAUGCAACUGAUCAAACUCACCAUUGAUACCGUAUAUGCAGCAAUCCCCUCUUUUCUCAUGCUAAUGAUGUCCAUCUGAAUGAGUUGAAUCUUCUAAAUCUACAAUAGUUAGUCAUUACAUUCUUGAGACACAUUUUGUUACUAUGGCCAAAAGCGUACGACUGCUUGCUUAAGCAUAUGACACAUGCCAAAGGUCACAAACCCUGUCAUAUUUACGCAACUAUUUGUGUUUUGUUCUGUUCUUGCCUGUGAUCUUGGCUACCAGAUGCAAUGCCUUAAACUGGUAACCUGACUGAGCCAUUUUCAAAUCCACUUCAACAUGUUGCCAUGGGGGGUUUUAAUGUAUGUUUUGAACACCUUUGUGAAGUUCCAAGGAGAUGGAAAUGUUACCUUACAUUUAAUGGGGUGUUUUGAGGUGAGCGUAUCUUAUGCGUUAUACGGCAGCAUGCCUAGCUAUUGUGGUGGUCAAAUAAUUGCGCCUUCACUGUUACCGUAAGGAGUAAGAAGGAUUCUUGGGACAUUGGUUGCUAUAAUUUUCGAAUUUUUAUUUGUGUCAAUGUAAAUGAAUGUGGAAACGGUUGUUCCGUAAUGUUUGAAUGUCAAUGGGAAUGUCAAAGCUUGUUUAGUGGUUCUAUCCCAUCUGAUUAAAUUAUGAAUCAUUUUUUAUUAUCUCCUUUAUGAGAGACAAAAGUCAACUUCAAGACAGAAGCUGGUCUAGGAUGAUUAGAAAGCAAAAGCAGAUUAGAGAAACAAUAUUACUUUACUUGGUAUAGAACUGUAAUUGUUCUAUUGUCUAUCUUUGAAACUCAGCAUUAGGGUAGGGUGUUAUGCACAAAUCUCUUUCUACCAAUGUUGCUUGUUGAGAGUAAAAUGUUGUCAUUGUUUAUCUUUCUGUAAAUGUAAUAUAAUGGGAGAAUAAAAAAGAAUGAAAUCCAAAGUUAGUUUUGUCAAUUAAAUAAAGUGCAUAAAACUAUUUGCACUUGUUGUAUGCAAGACAAUAUUUCCCCCCAAAAAGGAACUCAGUCCAGCUUUCAACUUACUCUUAACAGUUGUAAUAGUAGAAUGCACAAGGUGCAAUAUCGAAAUUGGCUAGUGCAUCAUCAGUUUCCCUCUUGUCAUGUCAGUCAUUGCAUAGUCAUACGUAUGUAAACACAUCACUCCGGAUGUAUCUUUGUUCAUAAAU
Messenger RNA from Coregonus clupeaformis (lake whitefish), 6894 nucleotides. RefSeq names its product alpha-mannosidase 2. Gene Ontology annotation, cellular component: Golgi membrane. The record is from RefSeq and is a predicted model, not a curated record. Gene Ontology annotation, biological process: protein deglycosylation; mannose metabolic process; N-glycan processing. The transcript has 22 exons. Gene Ontology annotation, molecular function: carbohydrate binding; alpha-mannosidase activity. The coding region runs from base 974 to 4432 and encodes 1152 amino acids. NCBI's taxonomy places the organism in Eukaryota, Metazoa, Chordata, Actinopteri, Salmoniformes, Salmonidae.